Messenger RNA from Stylonychia lemnae, 1449 nucleotides. The record is from the annotation of a GenBank genome assembly. Lineage: Eukaryota; Ciliophora; Spirotrichea; Sporadotrichida; Oxytrichidae.
AUGAUUAAAAGGAUUUGCCAUAAUCACAGGCAAUUAUUGCUAUUAUCAAUUUCAUAUUUGGCUCAGUCAGCUUUUGCUGCAUGCAACUAUGAAGUAGUAGUAAUUGGUGCUGGGAUAUCAGGAAUUGCAGCUGCAAAGUCUCUAAAGGAUUCAGGAUGCAAUGUUACUGUUCUAGAGGGUCGAGACAGAAAAGGUGGAAGGUUAUGGACUUCUACUGUUGGUACAACGAAAAUAGAUAUGGGAGCAUCAUGGAUUCAUGGGAUCGGAAAGGGAGCUGAUGGUCUGAAAAAAUGGAAUAACAAGUUCAAUCCAAUAUAUCAGAUCGCAAGGGACAACAACAUUGCUACUGUAUCUACUUGGGAAGAUGAAGACAAUGCAGAGGAAGCUUUCUUCUGGUGGCAAGGUGGCAAGACUUCUUAUGACAUUUCUUCUUUCACAGAAAAUUUUGAGCAAUUUUUUAAAGAUCGCUAAGGUUCAGCAUCUUAAACUACCACACUCGAACAACUAUUUGCAAAUUACCCUAUGACUGAUAACCAAGUGAAUAGAAACAUGAAGAGUUUCGCAUUUGGUUAUCUCUUUGGAUCAGAUUAUGCAGCUGAUCCUGAUUAGAUAUCAGCAAAAUAUGUGGAUACGGAAUCUUAUUUCAAAGGAGCAGAGCAUAUCUUCCCAGAUGGAUAUGUUUAAAUUCCUGAAGUCCUCUCCACUGGAACCAAUAUUGUGUAUGAACGUAAAGUGGUAGGAAUAGACUACUCUGGGAAUAAAGUUUCUAUCUCUACUCAAUCUGGAGCUACCUAUGAGUGUGAUAAAGUUAUUGUCACAGUUCCAUUAGGAGUCCUAAAGAACAAUAUCAUUACCUUUACUCCAGCAUUACCCUCUGGUAAACAAAGCUCAAUUAAUUCCCUUGGAGCAGGGCUUAUGGAUAAGUUAGCUCUUGAAUUCAGUUCAGUAUUCUGGGAUGCGAAUAUGGACUGGCUAGAUUAUAUUUCAGAUGGGGAUUCGAAAUGGGUGGUAACCCUAAACAUCAAUAAGUAUUUAUAGAAACCUAUACUGCUAAUGUUUAACAUUGGAAAGGAUGCAUUGUCAUUUGCAUCAAUGACUGACCAACAGGUAUUAGAUUCUGCUAUGGCAACAUUAAGAAUAAUGUACCCUAAUGCUCCUGACUAUGUAAAUUACAAAAGAUCGAACUGGGGUCAAGAUGAAUUUGCAUAUCAAUCCUAUACCUACAUUAAGGCAGGAGCAACUGAUGAAGAUCCUGGUAAUAUAGCUUCAAAUAUCGACAAAAAGGUUUAUUUUGCUGGUGAGCAUACCCAAUUCGAUUUCCUUGGCACUGUUCAUGGUGCUUAUUUAUCAGGGCUAGAUGCUGCCAGAGCUAUCAGUCAAGCUUGGAAAUUCAAGGCAUUUGCUUCUGGGAUGAUAUCCUUUUUAAUGCUCUUGACAUUAUUAUUCUGA